CAUAUCCUCAAAAUGAUGAAAUUUUAUGCUUUUUAAGUUCAGAUUGAAAUUCCCCUUAAAGAAAAAAAAGUUUAGAUUGGAAUUUCGUAAUUACUAGUCAAAGUUUUUAUUUUUCUUGAAAUAAUCAAUUGGUAUUUUAAUUGGGUAGAUGGGUUUUUGGUAGAAAUGGUGGCUUUCAAUUCCUAAUUUAAUGGGGAAUCAGAAUUCAAACUAUGAAGAUAGAGAGGAUAAUUUUCCUAUUGAAUCAUCUUCUUAUGCAGGAACCUCUAUGUCCUUUAUUCACAGCCGCAAAGGCAAAGAACAGCUGCCUAAAUUCAUUGCUGACAACUUCAACUCUGUAGAUGAGGUUACAGUGGCUCUGAGACAAGCUGGCCUUGAGUCUUCAAACUUGAUACUUGGUAUUGAUUUUACAAAGAGCAACGAGUGGUCAGGGAAGAUUUCAUUCAAUCGAAGAAGUCUUCAUGCAGUUGGUCGAGAUCCAAAUCCCUAUGAGAAAGCUAUUUCUAUAAUUGGCCGAACUUUAUCCCCUUUUGAUGAAGACAACUUGAUACCUUGUUUUGGAUUUGGUGACGCAACAACCCAUGACAGAGAUGUAUUUAGCUUCUAUGGGGAUCAUCGGCCUUGUAAUGGUUUUGAGGAGGUGCUUGCACGAUACAAAGAAAUUCUUCCAUACAUCAAGUUAUCAGGCCCCACCUCAUUUGCCCCUAUCAUAGAUGCAGCAAUUGACAUAGUACAAGGCAGCAACAUGCAGUAUCAUGUCCUGGUUAUCGUUGCAGAUGGGCAGGUAAACAGGAGUUCUGAUUUACCACCUGAAAAGCUUAGUCCCCAAGAACAAGCAACUGUCGAUUCUAUUGUUGCUGCCAGCUAUUAUCCACUUUCCAUUGUUUUGGUUGGCGUUGGUGAUGGACCCUGGGAUGCGAUGAAAAAGUUUGAUGACAACAUUCCGCAGCGGGCAUUUGACAAUUUUCAGUUUGUCAACUUCACAAAGAUUAUGUCGGAGAACAAGGACAUUCAUAAGAAAGAAGCAGCAUUUGCUCUUGCUGCAUUAAUGGAAAUCCCAAUUCAGUACAGAGCCACUCAACAGCUUGAAUUUAGUGGUAAAAAGAUUAGCGUUGGCCAUCAAAGUAGGGCACUUCCUCCUCCGCGUGAAGUGAUAGAUCAUGAUAAUUCAGUUAAUCAAGUUGCAAACAUGAGAAGUUCUUCCUCUGUAGAGCCAACCAGUCCUGUGGAUUUUAAUGCUCCUUUGGAACAUGUAUGUCCAAUUUGCCUGACAAAUCCGAGAAACAUGGCAUUUGGUUGUGGUCACCUGACAUGCAAGGAUUGUGGAGGAACACUUUCGACAUGUCCGCUGUGUAGGCAACCCAUUACAACACGCGUAAGACUGUACAGCUGAGUUAUGGUUGAAGAAUCCCACUUAUACAGUGGAAUUCGUCUUAUGGUAAUCAUCUUGAGUUAUGGUUGAAAAUUUCUGACCAUAAUGUUGUAUUCAUCUCAAAGUAAUAAUGUAAAAUAAACACGUGGAUUUUGUAUAUAUAGUAUUGUACUUUAUUUUAUGUAUGUGGAUGUCGUGAGAAAAUUACAUUAGGAGUGCUCUUCAUGAGAAUUUCCGUAUGUAUCUUUGUUGUAAUCCUUUGUAUGUCGGUUAAAUUAACGUUAUAAAUUGAGUUUGUGAUGCUUCCCCAAUUAAUAUUCAUAUUACACCCUCUA
Molecule: messenger RNA, 1707 nt
Organism: Beta vulgaris subsp. vulgaris (sugar beet)
Lineage: Eukaryota; Viridiplantae; Streptophyta; Magnoliopsida; Caryophyllales; Amaranthaceae
Product: E3 ubiquitin-protein ligase RGLG3
Exons: 11
Coding region: 191-1393 (400 amino acids)
Source: RefSeq, a predicted model, not a curated record